Melanaphis sacchari is the source of this 2202-nucleotide messenger RNA. RefSeq lists its product as uncharacterized. Bases 128 to 2098 code for a protein of 656 amino acids. NCBI's taxonomy places the organism in Eukaryota, Metazoa, Arthropoda, Insecta, Hemiptera, Aphididae. Gene Ontology annotation, biological process: peptidyl-glutamate ADP-deribosylation. The record is from RefSeq and is a predicted model, not a curated record. The transcript is spliced from 11 exons.
AUUGUCGAAUAAUUAUCAUUUUUCCUGUAAUUAAAUUACUUUUAUAAUUUUAUAAACUUAUAAUAGUUUUUUGGGAUCAUAUAUCGUGCAUUUGUUACCGAAUUUUAAAGACUAAUUUUUGAUCAAAAUGGAUAAAAAGAAAAGUUCUAAAACUAAAAGGAAUAAAGAAGAAGUUAAAAAUGAAUAUAAUGAAUCUGCCAAAUUCAAUAAGAAAAAAAAAAAAAAGAAUAUCAUUUUGUUAAAUUUACCAUGUAAAACUGAAGGUGAAGAUAAAGAAAUCAAUCAAUGUGAUAGUUUAUUAGAAUCACCAUUAUCUGCUUACAAUCAGAACAUUUAUGAAGAACAAGCUGUUAAUCAAUCUUUUUGUAAAGAUCAGAAAGGUUCUAAAAACAAAAUGUGUGAAAAAUAUUCCUAUAAAUGUACAUCAAAACUGGAUGAUAUACAUAAUUGGCUUAAAAAUGAUUUAGAUAAAAAAGAAGUAUGUAAAUCAUUCCAUGACGACGAUAAAGAAGGAUGUGUUAAUAAUGAAAAACAAAAUCAUAGUAAAAGAGUUCAAAAUCAAAGAAAAAAUUCUGAUAGAGAUUUCAUUGUUGAUAAAUGUAUUCAGAAAAAAGGAAAUGAUAGAAAAAACACAGAUUUGCAUGAUACACAUAAAUCGAUAAAUGAUGGAGAAAGAUCGAGUUUUAAUAACAAAAAAAAAAAUCAAUUUUUUGAUCAUGAAAAUGUUUGUGAAAAACCAAACUGUAGUAAAAGUGAUCAAAAUCAAAGCAAAUUUUCUGACAAAAGUUUUAGUGCUGAUAAAUAUAAUCAGACAAAAUCAUAUAAUAGAAACGACUGUCAUUCUUAUGAGGAUACACCUAAAUCAGUAAAUACUGAUGGAAAAAGGAGUUCUAAAAACAAUAAAAAAAAAAGUAGUUAUCAAGGUACGUACAGCAAAAAGAAUGAUCAAAAGCAGAGAAAGAAUGAAAUAUGUGCUGAUGAUAGUUUAAAACAAAAUGAAGUGCAAGAUAGAAACAUUGAUUUACAUAAGAAACCAUUAAUUAAUCUUAAAGGCUGUAUUAUUAAGGAAAUCGAUGAAGACCUUUUCAAAUUACCAAAAGAUUAUUCUCUUGCUCAUUGUAUUGCUGAAGAUUUACGAAUGGGAGCAGGCAUAGCUGUCGAAUUCAAACGUAUCUUUGGUGGUAUUGGUAAAUUAGCUGAUCAAAACUUAAAAGUAGGAGAUGUUGGUGUAGUUCAACGCCAUAAUCAAUAUGCAUUAUAUUUGGUAACAAAAAAGUAUAGUUAUGGUAAACCUACAAUGAAUACAAUGGAAAAAGCUCUUCGUUCACUUUUUACCAAAAUGAAAAACUUAAAUUUAACGAAACUAGGAAUACCCAAAAUUGGUUGUGGAUUGGAUAAACUUGAUUGGUUUGAUACGAGAGAUCUCAUCAUUGAUAUAUUUUCUGGAUCUGGUAUAGACAUAACUGUAUGUGUACCUUCAAAAUUAUUAGAUUCAAAAACAUUACAAAGAUUAAAAGUUUACAUUACACCAAAUAAUUUAUGGGAUAUGGAAUCCAAAACCACCAUUGUUUUAUUUAUUGAUUUAGAAAAAGUGUGCAAAAAUAAUUGGGAAGACUAUGUAGUUAAUAAAGUGGACACUAAAUAUCCGUUUAAAGAAAAUUUAUUAAAAGACGUUAAAAAUAAGAAGUUAAACCCUGGGGCCAUAACAACAUACAAUGUUAAUAAUGAAGUGAUCAUUUGUAUGUUUUUCACGCAAAACUCAUUGUACAGUUCUUUAGAAGAUGGAUUCAAAUCUAUAGAUCAAACAUUUAAAUAUUAUAAGUAUUUGGCUAUUCAAAGUGGUCCCAUUGAACCUAGCAUUAGCUUAAAACAUAUAUCAUUGAUAGUAUUAAUAUUACGCUCAACUAGUCAUCUUUGUGAAUUAUGGCUAUGUGGUGAUGUUAAUCAAACAAGUGUCAUAAAUUAUGAUGAAUAUUAUAGAAAUUUAAAUACAUCUAUGAAUUAUUCAUUUCAAUUAAGUUCUCCAAUUCAAAAUAACAACAAAUAUAAUGAUAAUCGUCAGAGUUUUAAUGUGAAAAAAACAAGUAAUCAAAAUUGAAUAUGUGAAUCAUCUCAGGAAUAUGCUAAUCAAAAUAGUUUUACUAAACCAGAUAUAUAAUUUUACAUGGGCAUCUAAAUAACAAAACUACUAUGACAUUUAAA